CGGGGAUCCGGUGGCUGCGGCGGCGGCGGCGGGAUCGGGGUCGCGGUCGCGGUCGGGACGGCGGCGGCCGAGGGCAGAGCCGCAGCGAGUCCGGAGGCGGAGACCCCGCGGGCCACGACCCGCUCCAGGUGACCCCCUCGGAGGGAGCGCCCGCCCCGCCCCUCUGCGUCCCAUCAGGGCUCCAGGCCUCCCCCCGCAGGAGGCUUCCCCCCAGGAUGGCGUCCGCUGGAGACCCCACCACCAGCCCACGCGACGCAGCGGACCAGAACUUCGACUACAUGUUCAAGCUCCUGCUCAUUGGCAACAGCAGCGUGGGCAAGACGUCCUUCCUGUUCCGCUACGCAGACGACUCCUUCACGCCCGCCUUCGUCAGCACCGUGGGCAUCGACUUCAAGGUCAAGACCGUCUACCGCCACGACAAGAGGAUCAAGCUGCAGAUAUGGGACACGGCGGGACAGGAACGCUACCGAACCAUCACCACGGCCUACUACCGGGGAGCCAUGGGCUUCCUGCUCAUGUACGACGUCGCCAACCAGGAGUCCUUUGCCGCCGUGCAGGACUGGGCCACCCAGAUCAAGACCUACUCCUGGGACAACGCGCAGGUCAUCCUCGUGGGGAACAAGUGUGACCUGGAGGAUGAGCGCGUGGUGCUCGAGGAGGACGGCCGGAGGCUCGCCGAUGACCUCGGUUUCGAGUUCUUCGAGGCCAGUGCCAAGGAGAACAUCAACGUGAAGCAGGUCUUCGAGCGCCUGGUGGAUGUCAUCUGUGAGAAGAUGAACGAGUCCCUGGACCCCAGCUCCAGCCCGGGCAGCAACGGCAAAGGCCCCACCCUGGGGGAUGCCCCACCUCCCCAGCCCAGCAGCUGUAGCUGCUAGAGAUGGUACCCCGUCCCCACCCACCCCUUCCUGCCUUGGCAGGCAGUGUGACUGAGGCAUGAGCCACAAGGGCUGUUUCCAGGCUCAGGGCGCCCCCUUCCCCCCGUCAGCUGUCUGCUGCCCCUCACUGCCCGCAUGGCUCGUUUUCUCACCGCCGCCGCCAGUUGCCCACACAGCUCCCCGAGGGAGCUCCUGACCCUGGGGACGGCGUUAGAGGCGGGUCUGGGGGUGCUGACCUGCACACGCUCGCUGCUUCCCAGGCGCAUUCGUGGGGGCGCCUGGCAGCCUGUGGGGCUUCCACAGUGCCUUCUGGGUUCGAGCCACGUUCUGGGUUCGAGCCGUUGUCCACGUCCGUUCCGUGCCGGGCAUUGGUCGUCUGGAGCUCACGAGCUGGCUGAAGGGGGUUAGCCUUCCUCCUCACGCCCUGCAGGCUCUCCGAGCUCAUCUCGGGAAGCGGGAAGCGGAAGGGGGCUCCUUGCUCAGGGUCCCCGCUCCCAUCCCGAGCCUGCCCGUCCCUCUCUGAUCUCAAGGCUCCAGGGUGGGGCGGUGACGCUGGCCCUGGCAGACCCCUCCCUUCUGGCCUGCAGAUCCUCUGUCUGCAAACAGUAUUAAAGCAGCUUCACCCGUUGUGAAGGGAUAAGGGGGGACAGAACGCCCCCCCCCCGGGCUUUGGGGACCCCGAAGUGCCUUCUGAGUUUCCCCAGAAUUCCACGACCCUGCCACUGUGUUGGCUGAUCCCUGGUGCCCCUGAUCCAGGGUUGAAUUCUGGAAUUACGCACCGUGAGGCCAGGCAGAGAAUCGCCAGCCCCCUCGCCUUCCUGUUUGGGGCUUUUUUUUUGCCAGGAGUUCACCUCAGACCCAGGAGCCCCCGCCCUCCCGCCCCAACCUGCCUCCCUGGGCCCACGGGGUGAAGUUUUAAGCAAGGUCUUUCCACAUCGCACAUCCUGCUUGCGGAGGAAAUGGAGCAACGUCCCCGUAGCCCGCCCUCCCGGCGGCUCUGCCCUAAGGAUGUGGGCUCCUUCCCCGUGGGCACCGGGGAGGCAGUGUCUGCUUCCUGAGCCAUGCCGUCCG
This is a messenger RNA of Pipistrellus kuhlii (Kuhl's pipistrelle), 1946 nucleotides long. RefSeq names its product RAB3D, member RAS oncogene family (gene RAB3D). NCBI's taxonomy places the organism in Eukaryota, Metazoa, Chordata, Mammalia, Chiroptera, Vespertilionidae. Gene Ontology annotation, molecular function: GTP binding; GTPase activity. Gene Ontology annotation, cellular component: endosome; synaptic vesicle; plasma membrane. The transcript has 5 exons. Bases 216 to 875 code for a protein of 219 amino acids. Gene Ontology annotation, biological process: regulation of exocytosis; protein secretion; protein localization to plasma membrane. The record is from RefSeq and is a predicted model, not a curated record.